Tyto alba (common barn owl) is the source of this 6312-nucleotide messenger RNA. It is a transcript of the gene NIBAN1, whose product is annotated as niban apoptosis regulator 1. The transcript is spliced from 14 exons. The record is from RefSeq and is a predicted model, not a curated record. NCBI's taxonomy places the organism in Eukaryota, Metazoa, Chordata, Aves, Strigiformes, Tytonidae. Bases 252 to 3644 code for a protein of 1130 amino acids.
CCGGGCGGCGGUCCCCGGAGCUCCCCGGAGCUCCCCGGUUCUCCCCGGCGGUCCCCGGAGCUCCCUGGAGCUUCCCGGCUCUCCUUGGCGGCGCUCCCCGGAGGUCCCCUCACAGCGGUCCCCUCAGAGCUGCCCCCUCAGAGCUGCCCCCCGCCGCCCGCGCUCCCCUCAGAGCUGCCCCCUCAGAGCUGCCCCCUCAGAGCUGCCCCCUCAGAGCUGCCCCCUCAGAGCUGCCCCCCGCCGCCGGCAGCAUGGGCGGCUCUGCCUCCAGCCUUCUGGACGAGAGCAAGUGCACCUACAUCCGAGGAAAAACAGAAGCUGUCAUCAGAAACUUCAGCCCGCACUACAGACGCCAGUACGCGGUGGCUUUCUGCAAGCACGUGCAGGAUGAGCUGGAGCAGCACCGGGAUUUCCAGUCUCGGUUCCUGAAAACCAAGCCCCCGGCAGAAGCUGGGACAGUCCUGUAUGAAGCAGAGCUGCUGCAUUUUGCUGAGGAUCUGAAGAAGUGGAAGGACAGAUAUGUCGUUAUCAAAAACGACUACACUGUGGAUUGCUUUGAGACUAAAGAGGCCUACCAGAAAGGAGCCAGCCCUAAAUAUCAUGUUCUUCCUGCAGGAGGCAAAGUACUGACUUCAGAAGAAGAUUACAAUUUACUGUCUGAUAAACAUUUUCCAGAUCCUGUUGGGUCAAGUGAGAAGGAGGUCCCGCAAGCCUUUGUUCAGCUGCCGAGGGAGUUCCCGGUGUAUCUGUGGCAGCCCUUCGCCCGGCACAGCUACUACUGCUUCCCGGAGCCCGAAGCUCAGAGGCAGUUCAGCGCCGUGCUGGGGGACUGCGUGAGACACUCAAACCACGAUUUUCUCAAGCAGACCACAUAUGAAGUUGAGGCGUUCUUAGAAGCCAUUCAGUUCUUCCGGCAGGAGAAAGGACACUAUGGGACGUGGGAAAUGAUAACUGGCAAUGAAAAAGAGAUCCUGAGCAACCUUGUGAUGGAGGAACUCCUGCCUAACCUUCAGACGAUGAUUCUGCCUAAAAUGAAAGGAAAGAGGAACGAUAGGAAGCGGGCCUGGUUUGGGAUUGUAGAAGAAACUUACGGCUUAGUCCAGCAGCAAGUGUCAGAAGGAUUAAGUACCUUGAAAGAAGAAUGCAGAGAUUUUGCAAAAACUCUUGAAGGAACCAUUCGUUCAGAUAUGGAUCAGAUUCUGAACUCCAAGAACUUCUUAGCUGGAAAAAUCAAAGCCACUGUUUCUGAGCCUGCCCAGAAGUGCUGCACAGAAAAUAUCCAGCCAUUUCUCACAUCCAUAUUAGAGGAGCUGAUGGGUCCGGUGAGUUCUGGAUUCACGGAAGUCCGCUCACUUUUUGAUAAAGAAGUUAAUGAAAUCAUCCAGGACUUCCAGAAGACGAAUGAUAUCACGAAGCUAAAGGAGAAUGUGGAUCAGCUUACGAACCUACCGUUCAACUCUGUGAAAAUGGAGCUCUGCUAUCUGAAAGUGAACCUCCUCCAGGAGCUCCUUCAAGACCUCAAGAGUCGCUUCAAGGUCUAUCACAUCGAUUAUGUGAUUCAGAGGACACAGAACUUCAUGCAAGAGCUGAUGGAAAAUGCAGUUUAUACCUUUGAGCAGUUGUUCUCUCCAAGUCGCCAGGCAGACUCAGCAAAAGUUGCAACAACCAUUGAAAAAGUCAAGCUGAGAGUACUGAAGCAAUAUGAUUAUGACAGCAGCACUAUCCGGAAGAAGAUAUUUCAAGAAGCACUGGUACAGAUUACUUUGCCCACAAUGCAAAAGACACUGGCUUCAACGUGCAAACCAGAGCUGCAGAAAUACGAGCAGUUCAUUUUUGCUGAUUACACUAGCGUGAUCCAAGUAGAGAAUGUGUAUGAAGAGAUUUUAUAUCAGACACUGCUUGAAGAAACCCUGAAAGUGAUAAAAGAAGCUGCCAUUAUGAAGAAGCACAACCUCUUUGAAGAUAACUUGAAUUUGCCCUGUGAAAGCGUGUCCAGCUUAACAGACCUGAAGACCCCUUCAGGAUCAGCACAAACCACUCCUGCGAAGAAGCCUUCCACUGCCCGAGCUGAGACGUCAGACACUGAAACUCAAAGUGAUGAAACGCUCAUUGUGACGGAAAAAAUCUCUUGGGAGAAAUAUGCUGAUGACAGAAAGUCAUCAGACAAAGAGGCCAUCGCUUCUGUUACUGUGGCUGGUGAUCAGGCAAGCAGAAGUGAACAAGUGGUCAUUACAGACAUCGGUAAAAACCAGGAGACCCUUCCAGCUACCCUUACAAAAGAAGAAGUUGCAGAGGAAAAAAGUGGUUUGGAGAAUGAAGACACAGGGAAAGUAGAGUUUGUAGCGAACACUGAGAAGGAGCUUAAGACACAACAGGAAGCUGUAGAGGAAAAAGCAGUUCAUGGGACUGAAACUGCAGUGAAAGAUUUUGGAGCCAGUCCUAAAAAAGAACUUAAGGUACAUGUAGGAGCAGUGGAGGAGAAGGUAACUUCUGAGAGUCAAAUGGCAACGGCUGCUGCAUUUGUUGGUGGCACUGAAAAAGAAAGCAAAGCAGAAGAAAAGGUUGCUGAGAUAAAGCCGACUUCCCCACAUGAUAGUGUAGCAGAAGCAGAGAUUUUAGGAAAUACUGAAAAGAAAAUCAAAGUAGAAGAAGAAAUUAUGGAAAAAUUAUCUCAGAGUGGAAAUGCAGUAGGAACAGGGUUUGAAGAGGAUAGUAAAAAAGAAGGCAAUGACCAAGGAGCGAGUACUGAGACAAAGAUUACUUCCCAGGAUGAAACCAGAGGGAAAGGAACGUUUGGGGAUAAUCCUGAAAAAGAAAGCAAGUCAGAAGAAAAGAGUUGUAAAUCCCCUGACGAUGUGAAUGAGAUAAGGAGUUUGCUGAUGGUAACGGUUGAGAUACCAGCAGAUACUGCAGCUGAGAACAUAAAGGAGAUUUGUGAAGAUGAGAUAUUAAAGUUACAGGAGCGCAGUAAAGAGAACAACGAGAUGAGCAAAACAGCUGCAGCAGAAAUUCAAGUGAGCCAGACGACGAUGAAUGAACAUGCCGCAGAAUGUGCAGAGUUCAAGGAGGACCAACCAUCUUCAUCAAGUUGGGGGACAGAUGGUACGAAUUUGGUGAACGUGUCCGAGGGGGGCUGCAGUAUGGCACAAGCUGAAUGGCUGGUGGAAAGUUCAGAUGUGCCUCAGGAGGCAGAGGGGGAGAUCAAGCAAAGCGUUUGGUACACGGGUGUGGGAAGCUGCAAAAGUGAUAGCUUGCAGCCAGAGGAACACAUUGAAUACGUGUCUGAAGGCAAAAGAUUCGCUGGGAAGGAAGGAGGAGCAGAGAAUAGCCAUGCCAUUCCAGUGGAGGUAGGGGCCGAGAGCUCUUUUUGUAAUCCUGCUGCAAGCGCAGACACAAUGCAGGUGCCCGUUUUGGAUACAGAAAACCCAAGCACAGGACUGCGAGACGUGCCAGUUUCCUUGGUGCCAGAGCAGGGUGAGGUUAGCACUGUAGAGGUCACGGGAGAUACAGAGGCUGAGGAGGCUGAAGGGAAGCCAGAACAUGAAUCAUCUUCACACACGGAAAUAAAAAGCACAGAAGCAAAAGGUAUUUUCACAGAAGAAGACAGAGAAGAUGGUUAUGCACAGCAAAACUCUGGAAAGUAAGAAGCGUUUUUCAUCCCGGCCCUGCAGGAUUUAUUUACUCCAGUAAUCCCUGUUGAAUUGUGAAUACUUGCUUGGGUCGGGGCUAGAGGAAAUGGGCUUUGUUGUGGUAUUACCAGCCCUUGCAGUUUUAGCACGGAUCCCUUCCUGAGUGAUGGGUGAUAGUUUCUUAUUGGUUACAGCCCACACUGUUUAAAACCAGGUUACUGUUGGGGAACCUCAUCUUUCACUUAACAUUUGCUACCUUUUAUGGUUAUAGAAAAAGUCUGAAAAUGUGACCACUAAAUGCUUCAAAAGCAACUCACCCCCAACUAUGAAGUUAUUUUAACAACUUAACUGUUCUUAGGUGUUUUAGCAGGGGAGCAGCUCGUGAUUUUUAAAUGCAUGGAUUUGACAAGUACUCCUAUGAUUCUUAGGUGGCUGGUACAUACAUUGCUAUUUGAGGAUGCUUUUAGUAUUUGCAUGCAGUAUACAGGACAUAAAUAAAACUUUUAGUAAACAGAACCAAAUAGUUAAUUUAGUAGGUUGCUCAAAAACCACGCUCUAUGCAAACUUAGCAAACUCGUUACUUAAUUAUUUUAAAGUUUUGACAGAUAUUAAAGACAAGCAAGUGUUUUGAUUUUUUUUUUUUUCUCUCUUAUUGCUAUAUUUAAAACGGGGAAAAUAUGGGAGCAGGUUUCUCAGUCCCACUCUGCACUUCUGGGUUAUUUAGCCUUCCAGAGCACUUUACACCUAUUUUAUUUUGUUUUAUUUUAUGGAAGGGAAAUAUGAGAAUGUUUACAAUGACUAUAACCAUUAGGCAGCAUCCUUCUGUUUUACUUCCCACCAUAAAAUAUAUUCACUUACGCCUAUCUAAUACAGAAUAUUAAGAGUUCUGCCAUUCCCAUUCUUACUGAGUUACCCAGUUCUGUAGGCCUUUUUAGGUGCAGAAAUCACGUAAUAAAUAGCAAUAAUUGUGAAAUAGCAUAAUCAUUGCAUAUAAUUUCUAAUACAGCAGUUAACUGAAGCAAAAAGUAGCUGAAGGUUAUUCAGCUGUGCUUAGAUUUUGGAGGGCAGAAUCACAUUUGAAAAGCAGUUAUUAAAAUGAGACCUACUGCUUUAAUAGCUGUCAUAUUAUCUUCCGUAUCGAAUCACGAUCUAUGCACAAACUUGCUUAUAUGUGGUAUUUGCAUGCACAAUUUACAGACUGUGCACAGAAAAGUUUGGAAAUUAAAACCAGUAUUUUAAUAAAGUGGGCUUUAGAGUUCAAGACCUCACUUUAGAGGUCAGUUUAAGGCACCUUAAAAACUUGCCCUGGUGUUUCAGACGGUUUCUGAAUAAAUAUAACACAGUACAGGACAGCAAAGAUUAAUGAUGACUACAGUAAGAACUACAGGAUAUACGGCCAUAAAGAUAUGGGAAGAAAUAACAAAGUCCCGAGAGCAUAGUACUUGUUGGCAUUUAACUUCAACGAACUGUGCAAAGAGUUAUUAUUUAAUGCUAACAAAAUAUGCCAUAAUACUAACAGAGAAUUGACACUAGAGGAAUAGGCACAUAUUACUGCAGAAGUAAGGAACGCUGUUGAAUAACUGGACCAACUGCAACGUCACUAUUGUAAAAUAAACACAACUCCUAUUUAUUCCAGAAGCCAUACUGUGGUAUGGAAACAUUAAGGUCACAGAUGUUUUCCUUGCAAAAGUACUUUGACUCCUUUUCUCCUUAUAUUUCAUGCAAAAAUACUAAUUUGUAAAGACAGAAACCACUGUCAGCCGAUUUUUUUUACAAAUCAUUACUUAUUUCACUGUCACCUACCUUGUUUUUACAAACCAUUAGCUAUUUCUAAUUGGUACUGAAUGUUAAGUGACUUCAAAUUUAUAACGUGCUUCACAGUUAAGCAGCAGCCUCUUUUAGCUGUGCUAAAAUUAGGGGACUUGACGUUUUUUUUUAGUACGAUGCUUUGUACAAAAGGACUAGCAAGACAGUGAAAGGCUGCUGUCUCCUACAAAAGCUGUUUACGGCAAAUACGAAUUAGAUACAUCUGUACAGAAAGUAUUUAGCGUAAGCAUUCCCAUCAUAGUCAUUUUUGAGUUAUUUCUAUGGCAGGCUUACAUCUUGGUAAUAUUUUCCUGUAAUAUUAAAGAAUUGAGCUGUUGAGUACAGAUGCUCAGUGUCUUUUUCACAAGUGGGGUGGGAAAGAACAGGGAAGAUUUAGCCUGCGCACGGUCUUGUUCUGCAAUUUAAAUUGAAGCUCCUCAUGGCUUGGGGACUUAUUUUUUUGCCUUUGUGGACAUUUUCUGUACAUUCAAAUGUUUGCAAAUGGAUGGAGAGUAGCAUUUUUCUUGUCUUCAGCCAGACCUGGGUAGAGGUGACAGCAAUUUAGAGGUCAGCAAUCUGCACGAUGGACCACUGAUCAAAAAUUAUAAUCAUCCACCCAUGCAGUAAUUUUUGUCACGUUCUUGGAACCUCCCACGCAUACCUGGAGUGAAUUAUUUUGCUUGUAAACUCGGAAGAAUAAUAAAUCACGUUUCACCACCUGGAGGGUUGGGAGCGCGGUGCCGUGAGCGGCGGCCAGUUACCGCCGUGGGGCUGCACGGGGCCGCCAGUGAGGAAGGAGUGGCUGUGAAAUCACGUUGUAUCCUGCUUCUAACUUUGUAAGAACCGCUUGUCGCGGAAAUAAAAACAGCUCUUCUCA